Molecule: messenger RNA, 1259 nt
Organism: Drosophila mojavensis
Lineage: Eukaryota; Metazoa; Arthropoda; Insecta; Diptera; Drosophilidae
Gene: Taf11
Product: transcription initiation factor TFIID subunit 11
Exons: 4
Coding region: 31-606 (191 amino acids)
Biological process (GO): transcription initiation at RNA polymerase II promoter; RNA polymerase II preinitiation complex assembly
Cellular component (GO): transcription factor TFIID complex; nucleus
Molecular function (GO): protein heterodimerization activity; transcription coactivator activity
Source: RefSeq, a predicted model, not a curated record
AAAUUGUGGCGGCUGCUCGAUAGUUAUUAGAUGUUUACUUUCAACGAAAUGGAUGAAAUUCUGUUUCCCACACAAAAUUCUUUAAGCGACAAUGAUGAUGGUGAUUUAAAAUUCUUUAACACCGCUACCGAUAGCCGCAAAGACAGCGAAACCUCCGACACAGCAGAGGUUGAUGGCAAGGAUAUCAAAAAUGAUGGCGAUGCAGAUGGCGACUCCGGCGAGCCAUCUCAAAAGAAGCUGAAAACCAAAAAGGAGCUCGAAGAAGAGGAACGCGAGCGCAUGCAGGUGCUAGUGUCGAAUUUUACGGAAGAGCAACUUGAUCGCUAUGAGAUGUAUCGCCGCUCUGCAUUUCCGAAGGCUGCGGUCAAAAGGCUAAUGCAGACCAUAACCGGAUGCUCGGUGUCUCAAAAUGUGGUUAUAGCCAUGUCGGGCAUAGCCAAAGUGUUCGUUGGUGAAGUGGUGGAAGAAGCUCUGGAUGUAAUGGAGCAACAAGGCGAAUCAGGUGCACUGCAGCCAAAAUUCAUUCGAGAAGCUGUGCGAAGGCUUCGCAGAAAGGGACGCAUGCCUAUUGGACGCUUUCAGCAGCCGUAUUUUAGACUAAACUAGACUUUAGAACUAGGCUAAUGCCCGUAGUUAGUACCUAAUCCUGUGUCCUUGCCUCAGCCUGCAUCGUCUGCAGCACAAUGUGCGGCACCAGAUGUGAUGAAGCAUAAUUGAGUGGAACCGUUGCCAGCGGCGCGCUGCCAUCGGAUGGAAAGUUCAGCUCCUGCGCCAUCGGCAUGUCCCGAUCGAUCACAUCCUGGGCAAUUAGAGUUUUUGUCUCCUCGUAUUCCAUGCCCGCCUCUGGCUUGGCUCCCAUUAGCAGUUUGCCCCGCUGCACGCCCAUAUAUUGCGUGGCUUUCGCAUUCAGGGGCAGCUGCCCACAGGUGUCGGCGUGCACCUUUCGAUGCGCCUGAAGAUUGGAGAUGCAUGUGAAGCGUUUGCCGCAGUUGUUGCAAAGGAAGCGCUUGAUGCCCGUGUGCACAGUCAUGUGGGUUAAAAGGCUUUCCCGAUAUGGAUACUCCUUGGGACAGAGCUGCAAUGGAAAAACAAUCAAGAGUUAAAAUUUAAUGGACUAGAAACUUAAAUGUAGAUUAGCUGUGGAUUAACUCCGCUCUGGUCAUUCCUUAUUCUAAAAACUAUACAUAGUUAUUUUUGUGUAAGAUAUAAACAUAUCAGCAGAUUAAUAAAAUAUAAAAUUAAGAUUUCAAAGCGCAAAA